Trifolium pratense (red clover) is the source of this 935-nucleotide messenger RNA. RefSeq lists its product as uncharacterized. The coding region runs from base 164 to 688 and encodes 174 amino acids. NCBI's taxonomy places the organism in Eukaryota, Viridiplantae, Streptophyta, Magnoliopsida, Fabales, Fabaceae. The transcript has 3 exons. The record is from RefSeq and is a predicted model, not a curated record.
CGGUCCCCAAUCAAUUGACUUUCAUAACAACCAUAAGUUUGUUGAGAAGUUCUUACAAAAGGAAGGCCCUAUAGGGUGCUAGCUAGUACAAAAGAAAAUAUACACAUUUUUCAUUAUAGUACAAUUUCAUUCAUAUUUUGUUGAGUUUGUGAAAGUGUCUGAGAUGGGAAAUUGUCAAGCUAUAGAUGCUGCAGCACUAGUGAUUCAGCAUCCAAGUGGGAAGAUAGAGAGAUUGUAUUGGUCAGUAAGUGCAAGUUAUGUCAUGAGGGCAAAUCCUGGUCAUUAUGUGUCAUUGAUCAUGCCAUUGCCUCAAGAACAAGAAGGGCAUAAUAGUAAUAAUAAUGAGGUGAAUAAGGCUGUGCUUUUCACUCGUGUUAAGUUGCUUAAGCCUGAAGACACUCUCACUUUAGGCCAUGCUUAUAGGCUCAUCACAACUCAAGAGGUUGAGAGGGUAUUGAGAGUAAAGAAGAGGAGGACACAUGGAAAAACAGUGGAAGGUGUGGAAAUGGUGGAGCUGGAAAAGGAAAAUUCAGCUUGUGAGAAUGAAGGGAUGUUGGACACAGGAAAGAUGUAUCAGGCAAUGAGAGCCGAUAGACGGAGGCUAAAGGUAGGAUCAACAAAUCCUGCUGCACUGAGACUAAAAUCGUGGCGCCCUUCGUUACAAAGCAUCUCAGAGUUUUCCAAUUGACUGGUGAUAUAAGCUCUUAAAUGUGUUGUGGCUCAUAACAUCAUUCAAUUUCCUCUUUCGUGUUUGAUUCCCCUCUGUUGAAUUCCUGAUACAUGCAUAGUCAAGGAAGUUCAACUGAGGUUAAAAAAUUUCAUAUACUUCUCUUCCAUUACAAUCACCAUGUUCAGUUACAACAUGUUUGUAUAGAUAACCAAAAAGAAAAAAAAAAUCAAAAUUUAAUUGAACUGAGAUUUUUUUUUUAUUGUUA